AUGCCGCGGGGCUGCGCGCCGGACCCCUUCGCUCGGAAGACUCCUAGGGACCCGAUGCCUCCAGGUCUGUCUACGCGGGUCCCCCACGAACCGGUUCCCCCAGGACCCCGAGAAGGGAGUCGCCUGACAUGGGACCCCCAACACGCGCUGGGUCCCCAGCGAAGGGACCCUCGGAGACAGGGUCCCCAGAACCAGGUGGAAGAGCUCGCCGGCCUCCACCGGAGGAGGUGCCUCGCACCGCCAGCCAGUGAGUCCCAGAGCCGGGACCCCCGCCCCAUGACGCGUCCUCCCCGCGCCCGCCCGCCCGCCAGGUCGGCCCCGCACCGUGCUCCCCGCCGCCGAUCGCCCGAACGAGCUCCAGGAACGCAGACCUCACCGCCGCAGGCCGCCGCGGCCGCCUCACGGGCCGCAAUGCUGGCAGCUUGCUCUGGGGGCCGCCAUCUUGUGGCCCACGUGACCGGACGGACCGCACCACCGCCGCGCCGGAAAGGCGAGGGCGCCGCGCAAGGCUCCGCGGGAGAGGACGCCCGGAGGCGCGAGUGGGCACCGGCGCCGUGGCUCACACUUCCUCACCAGGGAGCACAUAAGCGUAUUCCUCAGGGAAGGCGGAGCGCAACGCCACCCUGUCCCCGGAAGACAGUCUCUGGAGCCUCCUCACCAGACACAACUGAAAAUGAUAGGGCUAGAGGCCUGAUGCAUGAAGAUUUGUGCAAGAAUGAGCCUUCCUUCCCCUGGCUGCCGGCACCGCCUUCGCUCCAGCCUGGAGCCGUCUUUCUGCCUUUGUUCCAGCUCAGAGCUGCCUUUCUGCCUUCCCACGCUGCCCAGAGGCCUGGAGCGGCUGGGGCAGUGCGGAACACCUGUGUUUUAGCCAUGGUGAUGACACAAGCAUCCUGCCCCGCCCCCGGCCGCUCAGGGCCUGUGUAUGCAAAUUAGCCCACCAUCUUUGUUGGGUUAAUUUGCAUACUCCGGAUUGGCUGGUGUGUGUCGUGAUGGUAUGGUCUAUUUGCAUUUUUCUCUUUUAUUAGUAUGGAUAGAUAGAAGAUUUCAUUUAACCCCUGGGUGCUGCGAACAAGGCAACCUGCAGGCUUUACCCUUGAGAAGCCACUGGUCUUGUCAUAAUCUGGGAUACACAUACCCUGACUCAGGUGUUAGGAGCAUCGUUCAGGCCCUCGCAAGGUGGCUUGGUUAGUUGGAGUAUCCUCCCUACACCAAAAAAGGGGUGUGUACAGAGGCAGACGAUCCAUGUCUCUCUCCCCCUUCCUCUCUCUCAAGCAUAUCCUCGGGUGAGGGUUUUUUUUUAGAAGAGGGUCAUUCAGGCUCGUGUGUGAAAAAAACAGACACUGGGAUUCUGGAUUAAUUUUGAAGGUGGAGCAAACAGGAUUUGCAGGUGGAUUGGAUAUGAAAUUUAGGAGAAAGGGUCUUAUUCUGUCAAGUACAAGUACAAGGAUGUUGACUUGAGUACUGGGGAGACAGCACCAUUAGCUUCCCCAUCCCAUCCACCCACAGUCCUGUUGACUCUACCUCUGAAAUAGAGUCUGAAUCUAGUCACUCAUCUUUAUCACCCCAUAUCGGUCCAAGCUGCCACAGGCUAUCACUAGGAUGCUGUUCACACAAGGAGAAAAGAGUUUUUAAGUGACUGUGUCAAACCAGUAUGGUGGUUCCUCAAAAAGUUAACAUAGAGUUACCAUAGGUCUACACCCAAGAGAAACGAAAGCAGGGACCCUAACAAUUGUAUACCCAUGUUCAUAGCAGCAUUAUUCACAGUGGCCUCGGGCCCUAUUACCUAUUAACCUCUAUUAUAUUUUUUUUGUUUCUGUGAAUUUGACACCCCUAGGGAUCUCAUAAAGUGGAAUCAUGCAAUAUUUGUCCUUUUGUGUCUGGCUUAUUUCACUGAGCACAAUGUCCACAAGGUUCAUCCACAUGGUAACAUUUGCCAGAAUUCCCUUCCCUUUUCAAGGCUGAAUAAUAUUCCAUUGUACUGGAUAGAGCACAUUUUGUUUAUCUCUUCAUCUAUGGAUAGACACAGGUUGUUCCCGCCUUUUGGCUAUUAUGAAUCAUGCUUCGGUGGACAUGGGUAUGCAAAUACCUAGGCGUGUAACUAUUGGGUCAUAUGGUAACUCUAUGUUUAACUUUUUGAGAAACCGCCAAACUCUUUCACAGCAGCUACCAACAGUGCACAAAGGUUCCAAUUUGUCCACAUUCUCACCAACACUUGUCAUUUUCCAAUUUUUGAUAGUCAUCCUAAUAAGUGUGAUUUUUCUGUUGAGAUGCAUUAAAAAAUUUGACAUAUUUAUGGAUAGAUAUAUAAUAGAGCAAAUAUAGAAAAUGGCAAUUGGAGAAAAUGGACUGUGGGCAAAUGACAAUUCACUGUAAAAUUCUUUCAACUUUCCUAUGCAUUUGAAAGUUUUCAUAAUAAACCUUUAGAAAAAUUGGCGGGGGAGGAAGGAGGGCUACUUCUUUUUUUAGUGUUUGAACAUCUCAAGCUUAAACAUUUGAAAUGUUUUAACUUUUAAAUGCAAAACCUUUGAGUCUACAAAUCCAUUUUGACGAACUUAAGAGAGCAGUGUUCUUUUUAUUUUUAGCACAUGUGCUAACAAGUCGAGCACUACAGCAGUGUUUCUUAAAAAGUAAAAAGGCUCUUCUUGCUCCGAGUGCCUCUUGGACGGUACACAGAGAUAGUGGGGUGAUCCGAGGUGCCAGCCGCAGGCUCUCCGCAUGCCUCCUCGCCAUGCCUGGCAAAACUGAGGAAAUCAAGGACUACCUGCUCACAGCCAGCCAGGCGCACGGAGGACAGAGCUGCCAAGAUCAAGAAAAAUAAGGAUAAUGUGACGUUUGAAGCCUGAUGCAGCAGAUACCUGUCUAUCUUGGUCUACACAAAGAGAAGGCAGAGAAACUGAAGCAGUCCCUGCCCCCAGGUUUGGUAGUGAAGGAGCUGAAAUGGACCAGACACACAGAUCUGAACUGUAUUAAAAUGUUACAAAUUCAAAAAUUUUUAAAUUUAAAAAAUGAAAAUGAAGCACUUGUUGCAACAUUAUUUGAAAUAGCAAAGAAAAGGGGAUGGGGUGAGCAAAAAUCCUAACAGCCCGGCCUCUGCCUCCAUGAGGUCCAGUCCUCCAUCAUCACUUGCCUGAACCAGCGCAAGUGCCCUCCACCCUAGAUCCUGCCCCACCCCCACCCCCACCCUCUUCUCCUACAGUCUGUACCUUCCGAAGCAGCCACAACAGGGCGCCUGUGAGCACCCAAGUGAGGUCUCGUCUCUGCUCUGUCCACAGCCCUCUAGGGCUCCCACCUCCUUUGGGGUAUAAGCCUAAGUCCCCUCAGAGGCCCACAAGACCCUGCACUACCUGCCCCUGUCCACUCUCUGCUCUCACCUCCCCCUUCUUUCUCCCUUGCUCCCUCUGCCCCAGCCACAGGAACCUCCUGCUGUGCUUCCUUUGCACAUGCUGUUCACUCCACCUGAACCGUCUUCCCUCCAAAUACUUCUGUUCCCUCCCUCGCCUAAACGUUUGCCCCUUGGCUCAAAUGUGACCUCCUCAGUGACGCCUUCCCUGAACGCUUUAAUUCAAAUCAUAGCCUCAUUCCCAGCAUUCCUUUGUCCCGUUCCCUGCUUGAUGUUCCCCCAUGGCCUCUAUAUUUUACUAUAUGACUUUCUAAUUAUUUUGGUUACUAUCUGUCUUCCCCACUAGAAUGUAAUUACCAUGAGAGCAGGGAUUUUUGUCUGAUCUGAUGCAGUCUGGCUGGAAAAUAAUAGAUCCCUGUUUUGUAGUGGUUGGCAGUUCCUUUGGUGGAAAUAGUCCCACCGUGGUCCACUCAUUAAUUCCUGAUGUCGAGUUUGGGAAGUCAGUACACACGGCUCCAGCACAUCACUAAGUGGACCACAGCAACUGUUACAUACCUGGCACAUAGCCAGUGCUGAGUAAGUAUUUGAGGAAGGAAUAAAUGAAUCAUUCAUCAAUAGGGGGACUGAUUAAAUAGCUCUGGCCAGUGUGGCUCAGUUGGUUGGGAAUCAUCCCAUGCACCAAAAGAUUGCUAGUUCCAUUUCGGUCAGGGCGCAUGCCUGGGUGGUAGGCUCCAGCCCUGGUAGGGGACAUGCUUGAGGCAGCUGAUCAACGUUUCUCUCUCACGUCAAUGUUUCUCUCUUUCUCCCCCUUCCUCUCUCUUUAAAAAUCAAUUUUAAAACAUUUAAAAAAAAAAAUAGCCUUGCUGGUGUUGUUCAGUGGUUGAGCGUUGACCUAUGAACCAGGAGGUCAUGGUUUAAUUCUCAGUCAAGGCACGUGCCCGGGUUGUGGGCUCCAUCCCCAGUAGGGGCCAUGCAGGAGGCAGCCGAUCAGUGAUUCUCUCUCAUCAUUGAUGUUUCUAUCUCUCCCUCUUCCUUCCUCUCUGAAAUCAAUAAAAAUAUUUUUUGACCCUAGUUGGUUUGGCUCAGUGGAUAGAGCGUCACGUGGGCCUGUGCCCUGAAGGGUCCUGGGUUCAAUUCCAGUCAAGGGCACAUGCCCGGGUUGCCGGCUCAAUCCCCAGUAGGGGGCGUGCAGGAGGCAGCUGAUGGAUGAUUCUCUCUCAUCACUGAUGUUUCUAUCUCUCUUUCCCUCUCCCUUCCUCUCUGAAAUCAAUAA
This is a messenger RNA of Myotis daubentonii (Daubenton's bat), 4613 nucleotides long. Its product is annotated as proline-rich protein 2-like. Lineage: Eukaryota; Metazoa; Chordata; Mammalia; Chiroptera; Vespertilionidae. The transcript has 2 exons. The record is from RefSeq and is a predicted model, not a curated record. Bases 1 to 933 code for a protein of 310 amino acids.